Messenger RNA from Balaenoptera acutorostrata (minke whale), 4495 nucleotides. RefSeq names its product zinc finger protein 800 (gene ZNF800). The transcript has 6 exons. Bases 729 to 2723 code for a protein of 664 amino acids. NCBI's taxonomy places the organism in Eukaryota, Metazoa, Chordata, Mammalia, Artiodactyla, Balaenopteridae. The record is from RefSeq and is a predicted model, not a curated record.
CCGGGGUCAGUCAGUCGCUCCCUGUCGCAGCCGGCGAGUCUCUGCUUCCCCCUUCCUACCCGCUCCGCGGCGGCAGCUCAGACUCUUCGUGGAGGGGGAGACAGAGAAAGAGAGAGACUGACUUAAUAAAGUUUCCUGAAACAACAACUAUUACCAAAAAGAGCCCAAGGCGGGGGGAAACCCCCAUCCUUCCCCGCCCCUCUCCAAAAGCCUGAGGGACCGUCGCAGGUGGAGCGGCGCUGGGGGGAGCCGGGCUCCGGCGGCAGCCGUUGCCCUGGCAAGGGGCGCCUCGGGUCCUGCCCGCUCCGGUUCCGGCUCCUUCGGUGGCGGCGACAGCGGCUGCGGGGCGGUUCCUGCUGUCAACUGCCUGCGCCCGCGCGCCGUCCGCCCGCCCGCACGCCCAGCUCCACAGCGCGGAGGGACGCCGUGAGCCGCCGCCGCAGCCGUCGCCUCGGGCCGCGGAGGGACGUGGUGAGCUGCGGCGCUUCCGCGUCAGCGCCGGCGGGGAAUCUUUGGGAGCGCGUCGGGCCCGAACCCCGGUCCCUUCGCGCGGUCAGCCGAGGCUGCGCCAGGUGGGGCCCGAAGCCGCCUCCCACGCCAGGCUGUCCCCGCGGCCGCCCGGCCUGCCUUCCUUCCUUCCGCCCGCCCGUCGGCCCGCCCUAGGAGUUCACCAAGCCGCAAUGAAGAGCUUCUUACAGUGAAAGGAAAGUAGGUCGCGCCCACUGAAAAUGCCUUUAAGGGACAAAUACUGUCAGACUGACCACCAUCAUCACGGAUGCUGUGAACCAGUUUAUAUCCUGGAACCUGGAGAUGCUCCUUUGUUACAGCAACCACUACAGACAUCCAAAUCUGGUAUUCAGCAAAUAAUUGAGUGCUUUCGAUCAGGAACUAAACAACUUAAGCAUAUUUUAUUAAAAGAUGUGGACACUAUUUUUGAAUGUAAAUUAUGCCGCAGUCUCUUCAGAGGAUUACCAAAUUUAAUUACCCAUAAAAAAUUCUACUGCCCACCAAGUCUCCAGAUGGAUGACAACCUUCCUGAUGUAAAUGAUAAACAAAGCCAAGCCAUAAAUGAUCUCCUAGAAGCCAUAUAUCCAAGUGUGGACAAGCGAGAAUACAUUAUUAAGCUAGAACCCAUAGAAACUAAUCAGAAUGCAGUGUUUCAAUAUAUUUCAAGGACUGAUAAUCCUACUGAAGUCACAGAGUCAAGCAGUACUCCUGAACAGCCUGAAGUUCAAAUACAGGAAACUAGCACUGAACAGUCUAAAACAGUUCCAGUUACAGACACAGAGGUGGAAACUGUAGAGCCCCCUCCUGUUGAAAUUGUUGCAGAUGAAGUUGCACCUACAUCUGAUGAACAACUGCAGGAAUCACAGGCUGACUUGGAAACUUCUGACAAUUCUGAUUUUGGUCACCAGUUGAUAUGUUGUCUUUGUAGAAAAGAAUUCAAUUCCAGACGAGGUGUUCGUCGUCACAUUCGAAAAGUACACAAGAAAAAAAUGGAAGAACUAAAAAAGUACAUUGAAACACGAAAGAAUCCAAACCAAUCCUCUAAAGGACGCAGUAAGAAUGUUCUAGUUCCAUUAAGUAGGAGUUGUCCAGUAUGUUGUAAAUCAUUUGCUACAAAAGCGAAUGUAAGGAGGCAUUUUGAUGAAGUUCAUAGAGGACUAAGGAGGGAUUCAAUUACUCCUGAUAUAGCAACAAAGCCUGGGCAACCUUUGUUCCUGGAUUCUGUUUCUCCUAAAAAAUCUUUUAAGGCUCGAAAACAAAAGUCGUCUUCAAAGGCUGAAUACAAUUUAACUGCAUGCAAAUGCCUCCUUUGCAAGAGGAAAUAUAGUUCACAAAUAAUGCUUAAAAGACAUAUGCAAAUUGUCCACAAGAUAACUCUUUCUGGAACAAACUCUAAAAGAGAGAAAGGCCCCAGUAAUACUGCCAACAGUUCAGAAAUAAAAGUUAAAGUUGAACCAGCAGAUUCUGUAGAAUCUUCACCCCCUUCCAUUAUCCAUUCUCCACAGAAUGAAUUAAAGGGAACAAAUCAUUCAAAUGAAAAAAAGAACGCACCGGCAGCACAGAAAAAUAAAGUUAAACAAGACUCUGAAAGCCCUAAAUCAACUAGUCCGUCUGCUGCAGGUGGCCAGCAAAAAACCAGGAAACCAAAACUUUCAGCUGGCUUUGACUUUAAGCAACUUUACUGUAAACUUUGUAAACGUCAGUUUACUUCCAAACAGAACUUGACUAAACACAUUGAAUUGCACACAGAUGGGAAUAACAUUUAUGUUAAAUUCUACAAGUGUCCUCUUUGCACUUAUGAAACUCGUCGGAAGCGCGAUGUGAUACGACAUAUAACUGUGGUUCAUAAAAAGUCAUCCCGUUAUCUUGGGAAAAUAACAGCCAGUUUAGAGAUCAGAGCUAUAAAAAAGCCCAUUGAUUUUGUUCUAAAUAAAGUGGCAAAAAGAGGCCCUUCAAGAGACGAAGCAAAACAUAGUGAUUCAAAACAUGAUGGCACUUCUAACUCUCCUAGUAAAAAGUAUGAAGUAGCUGAUGUUGGUAUUGAAGUAAAAGUCACGAAAAACUUUUCUCUUCACAGAUGCAAUAAAUGUGGAAAGGCAUUUGCCAAAAAGACUUAUCUUGAACAUCAUAAGAAAACUCAUAAGGCAAAUGCUUCCAAUUCACCUGAAGGAAACAAAACCAAAGGCCGAAGUACAAGAUCUAAGGCUCUUGUCUGAUAACUUCAAGUGAUGUACGAAAAGGUUUGGAGUUCAUUUUUGUGGAAAGACUUUAAAUUGGUGUUAGAACCACUAAACAUCUUCAAAUGGUACUAUGAGGAAAAAAAAAGAAAAAAAUUUGAUAAAUAUAUGACUGUAACUGCUGUUUUCUGACUAAAAUAAUAACCAUCUAACCACUUGUUUCUAAGGCACUGCCUCUUCCAGCACUUUCAAGUAGCUAUGACAUUUUGUAUUGUCAUCCCAGUCCAUCAGCUAACCACCCCUGUGCGUUUGGUCUACAGUUUCUACAAAAAUGUUGCAAAUUUUGUUUUCCAGCAGUUUGUUGAUUAAGUGAUCAACAACCUGAAGAAAAUAUCACCACUGGUGAUUUUUAAUUAACAAAGACUUUAUAUGUUAGCGAUUUUAGUUUUGUUCCACUUUAUUUGGCAGAAUUUUUAUCUGGAUUGUACAGAUAUAUAAUUUCCUAGUGAGCGUAUGUUAGGACCAAAAGACAAAUCUCAACACAUUAUAAAUAUUUAGCCUACUAAAUAUUUGUAAUUAUUUUUACAUCCAUUUAUUUCUAACUUGUUCUAUAGCACUUAAAUGUUUGAAAAUUUCAUUCUAAAAUAUAUACUACAGGAAACUUCCGGUUCAUUUUCAUCCAUGGAUCAUCACAUUCUUCAUUUGUAAACAUCUGAGGUUUUUAUGAAAAACAUUCCCCUAUUUUUCUUUAAGUUUCAUACAAAGCACUUUAAUGAUAGAUGCAACUUAAUUUUUCAGUUUUUUUUAAAAGACCACACAUUUACUAAUGUUAAUAUGAAGGUAAUAGAUAGCUUACUGCUAUUUUAUGGAUGCAGACAAUCCCUGCACAACCACUUCUUAUAAUACUAGUUUAUUUCUUUAAAUAUUACUAAAAAAGGAAGAUUGGGGUGUAAACCCUGAUUCUUUUUCUCUCCCAAGUAAAAUCUUAAAUGACCACUUUAGAUAAUAUUUGAUCCCUACUGUAAAAUUUAGAAAAUAAUGAAUUUUUGUCCAUUUUUGUAAUCAAGAUUUUAGGGAAAACAGAAGUACAUUUAUCUUUAAUGAAAUACUGGGCAGGUUUUUGUGUAUCAAUAUUUUAUACUUUUUAGGGAAUAUUUUAUUUUUUAGUAAUUUUUGUCAAAUUAUAAUUUUAAAAGGUACAGCAGAGAAUAUACCAUGUUUUUAUAUAGGUUCAUCCCUGUACUUAGGAGGGACCCUGUCCAUCUAUAUACUUUUUGUAUAAAAUUUUAAAAUGUUGAAGGUCCACAAGGUCAUAAUAAAAUGCUUUCAUAGCUAGAAAAACAUUUACCCUUCCCAGUGCUUUGCACUAAAAUAUACUGUGAAAGGAAACUAGAAAGACUGUAACUGUUGCUGGAAAUGUUCUAUAUUGAAUGUACAUGCUCUUGUUGGAAAAAUGUACUAUAUGUGAUGGAAAUAAACCAGACUCGAAGUUAUUUCAGCUAAAUGUGCUUCAACCAAGGUGCAUUGGUUGAAACUUAAAUGUUUUAUUAUCAAAUUUAAAUUUAUUCAGUGACUAUGAGCAGCUACACUUGAAAUUUAUCCUGAUAGUUUUAUUUUUAAGAAUUAGAGUGAUGAUUUCUCUUUAAUUUAAAAACAGAUUUACUUUUCCACAUAUGGAAAACUUGUACUUAUAGGUCUAACUUUAAUGAUUAAUAGUGUAAUAUAUUUAGGGAACUAAAUGUGUAGGUGUUAUUUCAUUUAUAAACCAUCUUCGUUAGUUGCACAUUAUUAAACCUGUAUGUUUGACUUUU